Messenger RNA from Daucus carota subsp. sativus, 1590 nucleotides. RefSeq lists its product as uncharacterized. NCBI's taxonomy places the organism in Eukaryota, Viridiplantae, Streptophyta, Magnoliopsida, Apiales, Apiaceae. Bases 654 to 1259 code for a protein of 201 amino acids. The transcript has 4 exons. The record is from RefSeq and is a predicted model, not a curated record.
GCCCCUUCAGCCCCUCUCUCCGUGCUCCUCCCCAUCAUUCCCCUCCCCAGUUCCCCCUCUCUCUCCAUGCUCUCACCGCCGUCGGCGGUGAUUCCGUUCUCCCUCCGCGCCCCACACACACGCUUUACAUACACACAACCAACCCAUACACACGCACAUCUCUCCCUUUCCCCUCUAUCAUCCACCACCGUCGCCGCCCCCGGCAUGCCCACACACAGCCGCACACACCAAAACAACACACACAGCUCCGUUUUGCUCUCCGUCGACCACUCCACUUCCCUCUGCGCCUCCGGCUGCCAAAGCUGGCGACGUGCCGCGGUGGUGCCCCCGCCGCCACCAUCUCCGAGACCUCUCCCCUUUCUUCAAUUCAACACCAAAUACAACAACACCCAAGCUUAAUUUACAAAUCCAAUACACAAAAUUGAAAAUCCCAAAUUGGGUUUAAACCCUAAUUUGUUCCAAAAUUUUGGGAAGAACUUCUAUUUAUAAACAAAUUUAAUAAAUUGCGAUAAUUAUUAUUUACACCAUUUAAUUUUUUAUUUUUUUUUUGUAAUUAUGGUGAUCGGGGCUUAUAUUUUAAGCCCAGUUGUUACAAGGACGGACGUUGAGAAAGUAAAGUAGACAGAGAAGAGGGGAAAUUAGGGUUUGGGAGAAUGGACGGCUGCAAGGGUGCACACCAUCUUACGGCGAAUCAGCAAGCGGGUCCAAAGAAACAGAAGAAGGGAGAAACAUCAAAGGGAAAAUCGAGGGAAGAACGAUUGGACAUGUACAUAGCACAUUUUAAGGAUUCGACAAUAAUUUCUGCAUUCGCAAAGGAUGUAGAUACCAGUCGCCCUCAUAGGAUGACGUUUCGGGAGUAUGCCAGUAUGCGUCUUGACGAGAUAGAAAACGAAAACUUUGACCUUGAAGGAGACUAUUCGAAUAUCACUGAGGCUGGUCCCCUUGUUCGUCUCUACGACCCCGAAGCAAAUAUCAGGGUGUCUGAUCCAGAUGUGUUCACUGAAAUCAUGGAUUGCUCGCGUUUAGCAAUUGAGGAUUACAACAAGUCAAAUGGAACACACUUUGAGGUUGUGAAUUUGCUCAAGGCCAACGUUGAGGCUCUUUGUGCUUAUAGGUACUACAUCACGUUUGAAGCCAUUGACAAAACUCAAAACAUUACUCAGUCCUUUCAAGCUAAGGUCGCUGUUUGUAUCCCUAUUACUGUUAGAGAUGUUCAGUUGGUUCGGAUCAGACAGCCCCCUGAACCUUAUUCUCCAUGAAAUUAGGCCAUGAGCAACAAGGGAUAUGACCUUUGUUCGUUUUAUGUGUCAGAGUAAACCGUGGGUGAUGGCAGGUAACAUCUAACUAGUGUGUCCGAUAUGAGUAAACCGUUGGUGAUGGCAAGUAACAUCUAACUAUUGUGUCGCCUCGGUUUUAAAUAUUAUCUAAUGUCUAUCUAUGUAAUAAUUAAUUUGAAGCUACAGGGGAGUACCCCCAACGAUUAUGCUUCUUAGGUUCUUGACUUGGAUGGAUUCUAUUCUCUCGUAUGUAUUAUAUAAUUGUGUGUCUAUCUAUCUAUUAUCUAUGCAAUGGCUUGGACAUUAAUGUUGA